This is a messenger RNA of Hymenoscyphus albidus, 813 nucleotides long. Lineage: Eukaryota; Fungi; Ascomycota; Leotiomycetes; Helotiales; Helotiaceae. The record is from the annotation of a GenBank genome assembly.
AUGGCUGGGCUCCUUCGCAAUGGAAGAAUCCCCGUCAAACCAUCCAGACUGCUCAGCCCGUUACAAUCCGUGGGAGCGAAUAAAACGAUUGCAAUGAGCACGUUUUACUCUCCUCAUUAUGUCUUCGCCCUAAGCAGCAACCGGUAUACUUCAGAAGCUGAUACCCUAGCAAAAGAAUGGGCCGAAAGACGAUACAACACGAGAUCAGAGCUAUUCUGGUGGACCUGCAUAACGAAAAAGGAAACCUUAACCAGCAAGAAAACCCUGAGAAGUUGGAUAGCUAGGCGAACGAGGAUGGCAUUCGUGGAGAGUUUGAGGAAGAGGGGAUAUGAUUCGGAUGGGACGCGAUUGGAUCCUACGGAUGGAGGGAAGGCGUUAUAUGGGACGGCGCAACUUCUGGUGAGGGAGCCUUGUAUUUUUAUGAAAACAGAGGAUGUGAGAAAGGAGACGGACUUGGCUCUUGAGAUUAUUUUUCAAAGGAUGAAGAAGCUGGAGGGUAAGCAGAAAGAUGGCCAGGUUGCGAAAGCACCCAAAGCAUCCUAUGACGGGAGAACGAGUACGUUGAGACAAGGAAGUCAGAGAAGAUAUGAGAUAUCCAAAACUUUGGCAUCGACAAAAAGUCAGAAGCAAUGGAGCGAGGGGAAAGGCAUUAUUCGAAAGACAUCAGAGAGAGUGCAAAACGAGGAGCAAGGUAUUGUUCGAAGGACAACGGAGAGGGAGCGAAUACUCGAGCCAGGAGCAGAUACCAACAAGAAGCCGCCUCGAAAUAGAAGCCAUAAUGGGGGUUUCACGAUAGGGAGGAAAAUUCAAUGA